AUUUUGCGAUUGAUGAUAAUAUACACAAUGUUAGUGAUGUGGGUGAGGAUGGUCGAUGGAAUGUGGAAAGGCUAUUGGAGGUCUUACCAGAGGAGUUUGCAACACAUAUAAUUGAGAGAGUUAAGCCUCCAGUUAUAUCUAAUGAUUUAGAUGUUCCUUUUUGGAUGCUAGAAACAAAGGGUAAUUUCACUGUAAAGUCAGCAUGGGAUUAUUUAAGGAGGAGGGAGGAUCCUAGAAGAGCAUAUUGUUUGAUUUGCGUAAAAGCAAAUGCAGCAAGGACAGUGUGGAAUUUUUUUCUAAACAGGGCAAGAAUAGCAACAGAGGGACUGAGUUUGCAUCAGGCAAUAACAAAGUGCUGGACAACACCUGUACUGCCAAGAAUUAAACCAAUACUACAAGCCCUACCUUCGUUUAUCUGUUGGGAAUUAUGGAAAAGGAGAAAUAGCUUAAAACAUGGUGAAGUUGUAUCUGUUAGUCGGGUUAUUUAUCAGGUGUCCAACAAAUUACAAUCACUGAUAAAACUGAGAAAACCAGGACUGCAUGUUCCUCAUAAAUGGCAGGAUAUGUUAUUGGUGCUUGAGAAUUAUACUCCUAAGCUGAAAUUUGAGAAAGUGCUUUGGGAGUUUCCAUUGGAAGGUUGGAUUAAAGCUAAUACUGAUGGUGCAUCUAGAGGCAAUCCGGGAAGAAGUUCGAUUGGGGUGUGCUUGAGAGAUGAAUAUGGUGAUGUUCAGUAUGUUGCAGGUAGGGAAAUUAAUGAGGGCUCAAACAAUGAAGCUGAAGCUGAAGCAAUGGUGGAGGCAUUGAGAAUAUGCAGGUCAUUGAAUUACUCUAACAUAUGGCUACAAACUGACUCGUUGUUACUGAAAAAUAUAAUAGAUGGCAUAUGGAAACCUCCAAAUAUUGUGGAACAAGUGGAGGAAAUAAGGAGAUUGAAGGAGAGAUGCAACCUAAGAAUAUCACAUGUUUUCAGAGAAGGGAACAAGCUGGCAGAUCACCUAGCAAACUAUACAUUGGAUUUUGGUCCUAUUGAAGCGUAUCAUUUUAGAGAUCUGGACAAUCAAAGCAGGAAGAUAGUAAAUGAAGAUAAAUCACAAUGCCCGUAUAUCAGAGUGAAGGUUUCAAGGAGCUAA
Nicotiana tabacum (common tobacco) is the source of this 1130-nucleotide messenger RNA. Lineage: Eukaryota; Viridiplantae; Streptophyta; Magnoliopsida; Solanales; Solanaceae. The record is from RefSeq and is a predicted model, not a curated record.